AUAUUUACAUAGGUUGUUGUUGCAAAGGAAUAGAAAAUAAAAUUUUAUUAGUGCAACAACUCGUAAAUUUAAUAAGAUUUAUAUAUUCAGAAGAUUGGUGAUUUGACAAUUUUUGUCAAAAAAGUUGCGCUUCGAAAAAAUUGUUAACUGCCAAGAGUAAAUCCAACCAAAUUAUCUAAUAUCAAAACUUUUUAGCACUUAUACGAUUAAAAAGAUGGGCAGCAUUGUAAAUCUCGUUCAUAUGUUUUAGGCAACAACGUGUGUGCGAUUUCUUACAUUUACAGAUUUAAAUAGUUAUUAAAAAAUAGAAGUAGUUUGUUUAUUUAUUUUUUAAAAUUAAUUAAAAUAAAUUAGCCACACAAUGGAGAGUGGAAAAAAAAUUCUCCAGUUUCAUGAAAUGGAGUUGGAUGAACGCCUACUGAAGGCUAUUUCGAAAAUGGGUUGGCUUCAGCCAACGCUUAUUCAAGAAGCAGCCAUACCUUUAUUGUUGGAAGGAAAAGAUGUGGUAGUGCGUGCCCGUACUGGUUCUGGAAAAACUGCCGCAUUUGCUUUACCGCUUUUACAAAAGCUACUAAAUUCAAAAUUAAAUGCAUCAGAACAAUAUACCAGCGCACUAGUGCUGUCACCCAGUAAAGAGUUAUGCCAGCAAAUACGUACUGCAAUGGAACAAAUGGCCGAUAAAUGUGGCAAAGUAGUUCGUAUUGUAGAUCUUUCCUCCAGUGAUGUUGUCGCACAACGACAUGUGCUCUCAGAGCGUCCUGAUGUGGUCAUAUCAACACCAGCUAAAGUACUGGCACAUGUACAGUCAAGUGCUUUGGAUUUGAGAAAAAUUGAAAUGCUUGUGGUGGAUGAAGCAGAUUUGGUAUUUUCUUUCGGAUUUGAGAAGGAUUUUAAAAAGCUUGUUGAAUAUCUGCCGCCAAUUUAUCAAGCAGUACUUGUAUCCGCUACUUUAUCAGAUGAUGUGAUGAAUAUGAAAAAUAUUGUGCUACACAAUCCAGUUGUACUGAAAUUAGAAGAACCUGAUCUAGUACCAGAAAGUCAACUUACACAUCAACGCAUAUCAGCGGAAGAAAACGACAAGCCAGCGAUAUUGUAUGCAUUAUUGAAACUACGUUUGAUACGUGGCAAAAACGUAAUUUUCGUAAACUCUGUGGACCGUUGCUAUAAACUCAAACUAUUUCUGGAACAGUUUAAAAUAAAAUCCUGCGUACUCAAUUCGGAACUGCCAACAAAAAUUCGUAUACAUACCAUUAAUCAGUUCAACCAGGGUAUAUACGAUCUUAUAAUUGCAUCUGACGAGCGCAUGUUGGAGAAUCCUGGCCGCAACAAAAGCGAUCGCGAAUCGGGUGCCUCGCGUGGUAUAGACUUUCAAUGCGUUUCGAAUGUAAUCAACUUUGAUUUCCCAAUCGAUAUCAACUCGUACAUACAUCGAGCAGGACGUACGGCGCGUGGCACAAAUAAAGGCACUGUCUUAUCAUUAGUUAGCUUGAAGGAUAAAGAGGUGAAUGAUGCUGUAGAAGAGCGUUUGCGUAGCGGCUACAUGAGCGAAGAGCAAGUCAUCAAAAAUUAUCAAUUCAAAUUGGAAGAAGUCGAGCCAUUUAGAUAUCGCGCACAAGAUGCUUGGCGCGCAAUCACACGCAUUGCUGUGCACGAGGCACGUUUGCGUGAAAUCAGAAUAGAAAUUUUCAAUAGUGAGAAACUGAAAGGCUUCUUCAAUGAAAACACGAGAGAUCUGCAAGUACUCCGCCAUGAUAAGCCGCUGAAGACGGUGAAAGUGCAACCACAUCUUUCACAUGUGCCAGAGUAUAUCGUGCCUAAGGCACUUAAGCGUAUGGCAACAACAGCAUUAACACGCGCUCCCAAGCAGACUCGCGGUUAUCACUCCACGGCGAAAGCGGCUUACGAGAGCCAAAAGGAUAAUCCAUUAUUAUGCAGCGAAAUCGAUUAUGGACGCAAGCGCAGUGCCGGUAGAAGAAAAUGAUAAUAUUUUAAUAUUUUUUUAAGUUUUAGCUAUAAUAUAUAAUGAAAUGCAUUAAAUAAAAAACUAAUUGUUGCUUGAUCUUUUCAAUUAUAUACUUGUAUAUAGUAUGUAGGUUUUAUUCAGAAAAUGUAUAUAUACAGUUGUUUAUCUUAAAUAUAAGCAAGUAAAUAUGAAUUUAUGUAAGCAUUUGUUAUCACUUAACGAAAACAUUUCUAAAUACUUUGUACGUUAAUUCUACGUAUGUUGCUUUUUUUUUAUAAAAUUUCGUAACGC
Molecule: messenger RNA, 2254 nt
Organism: Bactrocera oleae (olive fruit fly)
Lineage: Eukaryota; Metazoa; Arthropoda; Insecta; Diptera; Tephritidae
Gene: Ddx56
Product: putative ATP-dependent RNA helicase DDX56
Molecular function (GO): ATP binding; RNA helicase activity; nucleic acid binding
Source: RefSeq, a predicted model, not a curated record